AGGAGCAGGUGGGGAGCGGGAGCCCGUUGCCCCCUCGAGAGUUAGAGGCUCGGCAGCCUCGCCCAGCCGCCUGGAUGUGCAAAGCGCCCGGCGACACGGCAGCCACGAGAUGUAGCUUGGCAGGGAAAGCAGCGGCGCGAGCAAACAGGUCCCCCCUGCCCCCCCACAUUUGUUCCUUGUGCCUGUCCCUGCCCGGUGGCUCUGGGGCGGGCUGCCCCCUCCCCGCCAGCGGCUGGGGUGUCUCCUCCGGACAAGGGACGCGGCCAGGCUUGAAGAAUGGCAUGCAAAGAUGGUUUCUGCCAAGGAGCUAGUGAUCGCGAUGUCCUCGGGUCUCUCCAUCACCCUCCUGCACUUCCUGUGCCUGGCGACCUGUGUCACCGAGCCUCCGGGACAGAUCAAAAAGGAGGAGAAAUUAUGGCCGGAGAAUUUUACAAGCAUCCUGAACAGUCUCCUGGAUGGUUAUGACAACAGGCUGCGUCCUGGAUUUGGGGGUCCUGUUACUGAAGUCAAAACAGAUAUAUAUGUCACCAGUUUUGGACCUGUUUCCGAUGUAGAAAUGGAAUACACAAUGGAUGUCUUCUUUCGUCAGACAUGGGUGGACAAAAGAUUAAAAUAUGAUGGUCCCAUUGAAAUUUUAAGACUUAAUAACAUGAUGGUUUCGAAAGUGUGGACGCCUGACACUUUUUUCAGGAAUGGGAAAAAAUCCGUCUCGCAUAAUAUGACAGCCCCAAAUAAACUCUUUAGAAUAAUGAGAAAUGGCACCAUCUUAUACACAAUGAGGCUUACCAUAAGUGCAGAAUGUCCCAUGAGAUUAGUGGAUUUUCCAAUGGAUGGUCAUGCUUGUCCUCUCAAAUUUGGAAGUUAUGCAUAUCCAAAGAGUGAAAUGAUUUACACCUGGACAAAAGGACCUGAACAAUCCGUGGAAGUUCCUGAAGAGUCUUCCAGUUUAGUUCAGUAUGACCUGCUUGGGCAUACUGUGUCCACUGAAACUGUUAAAUCUAUUACAGGUGAAUAUGUUGUUAUGACAGUUUAUUUCCACCUCAGACGGAAAAUGGGUUAUUUUAUGAUUCAGACAUAUAUCCCAUGCAUUAUGACUGUGAUCCUCUCGCAAGUGUCAUUUUGGAUAAAUAAGGAAUCUGUUCCAGCUAGAACCGUAUUUGGAAUAACGACAGUUUUGACAAUGACAACGUUGAGCAUCAGUGCAAGGCAUUCAUUGCCAAAAGUAUCCUAUGCCACUGCCAUGGACUGGUUCAUAGCUGUCUGCUUUGCCUUUGUGUUCUCUGCUCUUAUUGAGUUUGCUGCUGUCAACUAUUUUACUAACGUUCAAAUGGAGAAGGCCAAAAGGAAGACAGUGAAAUCCCUCCUUGAAUUUCCAGUCAUGCCAGUGAAGCGAGAACAGUGCACAGAAGAGACACUCAUGGUUUUGCAAAGAGCAGCUAUGAAAAGGAAACUGACACUCUACAAGAUGCAGUUGGGUCUUCUCGUUUUGUUGGUGGGGGUGCCAACAAGAUCAGUGCUGGCUGACUCCCUAGAAGAUGAAGCUAAGAAUAACAUCACCAUCUUUACAAGAAUACUAGACCGACUUCUGGAUGGUUAUGAUAAUCGUCUUAGACCUGGAUUAGGAGACAGUAUAACGAAAGUCUUCACUAAUAUCUACGUAACCAGCUUUGGACCUGUUUCAGACACAGACAUGGAGUACACAAUAGAUGUUUUCUUCCGUCAAAAAUGGAAAGAUGAGAGGUUGAAGUUUAAAGGCCCAAUGAACAUCCUUCGACUGAACAACUUAAUGGCUAGCAAAAUCUGGACCCCAGACACAUUCUUUCACAAUGGGAAGAAGUCAGUUGCUCAUAACAUGACAAUGCCAAACAAACUACUACGAAUCCAGGAUGAUGGAACUCUCUUGUAUACCAUGAGGCUUACAGUCCAAGCCGAAUGUCCAAUGCACUUGGAAGACUUUCCUAUGGAUGCUCAUUCAUGCCCGUUGAAAUUUGGCAGCUAUGCUUAUACAACUUCAGAAGUGACCUACAUUUGGACUUACAAUGCAUCUGAUUCCGUACAGGUUGCACCGGAUGGCUCUAGAUUGAAUCAGUAUGAUUUGCUAGGCCAAACAGUUGGAAAGGAGACAGUUAAAUCGAGUACAGGUGAAUAUACAGUAAUGACAGCUCAUUUUCACUUAAAGAGAAAAAUUGGUUAUUUUGUGAUUCAGACUUACCUCCCCUGCAUCAUGACAGUCAUUCUCUCCCAAGUGUCGUUCUGGCUGAACAGAGAAUCUGUACCUGCAAGAACAGUCUUUGGAGUAACAACUGUGUUGACAAUGACAACAUUGAGCAUCAGUGCACGAAAUUCCCUCCCCAAAGUAGCAUAUGCAACAGCCAUGGAUUGGUUUAUUGCUGUUUGUUAUGCAUUUGUAUUCUCUGCAUUGAUAGAAUUUGCCACUGUAAAUUACUUCACAAAACGAGGAUGGGCAUGGGAUGGAAAAAGCGUAGUCAAUGAUAAGAAAAAAGAAAAAGCAUCUGUCAUUAAGAAAAACAAUGCCUAUGCAGUGGCUGUUGCCAAUUAUGCUCCAAACAUUACCAAGGACUCAGUGCUACCAACAAUCUCCAAGAGUGCUACCACCACAGAACCCAACAAGGCAAAGCCAGAAGCCAAGCCGCAAGAAGCAAAGAAAACAUUCAACAGUGUUAGCAAAAUUGACAGAAUGUCUAGAAUAGUGUUUCCAGUCUUAUUUGGUACUUUUAACUUAGUGUACUGGGCUACAUAUUUAAACAGGGAACCUGUCUUACUUGGGUUUGCUCCCUCAACUUAAAAGCUAAAUUACACUGGAGAUGUAUAAAAUCAUUAUAUCAGAUAGGUUGUUUUGCUAUGUACAGUACGACUAAUAACUGCUAAUCUGUGAACCAAUAUGUACAGAGUGUAUAUAGUUAACUUAUCCGUGUAUCUCCAAAGGAGGCACACAAUGUUUAUUUAUGGAUCUGUAAACAGAUAGCACCCAUGGCUAAUACAGCCAGCUCUUUAGAACUUCUACCCAGGGGAUUUCCUUAAAACUGGGAUUCAAAUACACAGAAUUAUAUCUUCUCCAUACAAUUAGAGGAAAAUAUAGUCCCGCGUAACUAUUUAGGAACAGUAUUUUUUUAAUUUAAAGUUAAAAUAUUUUUCUAUAAAAUAACUAAUUCUACUUUAAUGGGAAAAGCGGUCAUUAAAAAUUAUUUUUAAAAAAAACUUAUUUCAUACAAUGGAAGUGCCCAUGUACAUAUUAUAGAAUGAUGAGCUCAAACUAUUCUGUUGUUCACAAACAUUUUGGAAAGUAGUUAUGUUUAAAACUUAAUAAAGACUAUUGGAAUGCCAAGGCCAUUAGUUCCUUACUUCUAGACCUCCUUUGAACUUGUUAAUGAAGUAUUCCAACUCAUUUAAGUGAGCAGUGGCGGUUAAUCAAAUUUCUAGCAUCAAUCAACUUCCACUAGAAAAACUGUUUUUUUCUCCUCCGUGCUUGUUUCUCUGAGGUUGCUGAACCAAGUUCUCUUAUUCAGCAAGGUCAGAAAAGGUUUUUUUAAAAUUAGAUUGUUAGGCUCAUAAAUAUUGGUAAUUGACACUCAGAAAUUUUUCAGGGUCAAGUAUAUCACAAAUAUAAAAUGCUCUUUUUCCUGCCUAGUAUGUACAGGAAAAUCUGCCUUAAAAAGGCUUCCUCACAUCUGCCCACAGAAGCCACGGUUUUCAAAGGAAACAGCAGUUUGUGAUUGCGAUCCAGGAAGUUGUCCUCAUGGAUAAGAUUUAUUACUGCUUUUGUAAAUUACAACUUUACAUUUCAAUGACAUAACUUAACAACUUUGUAUACUAGAAAGGGUUUUGCUAAGAUGUGAAUGUUAUUUUUAAUAAACUUCAGUGCAUCAUCUGUAAUUGUCAGUUAUUUCAUAUGCAAAAUAUAACAAAAUUGGAGCUGCCAUCUGCAAUUUUAUAUGAAUAUUUAAUGUUAGUAAAAUUAAUUUUCAUCUGAACCUUUGCAAAUAUUCCUUAUGCCCUGAAAGCCUGGUAAAUUAAGGCAUAACUAAUAAUUGUGCACUGUAUUUAGAUUUUAAUGUACUUGGCCAAUCAAAAAUAUUUUGAUUCACAUAUACAUUAGCAGUUAUUAGUUGACUUUUUAAAAUAGAUGCACCUUUAUGAUGGUGUGUUUACAGUAGAAACAUAUGUCAUCGUAUAGUGUCACUUAUUGCAGUUUUGUACAGUGCUUCAGUAUAGUGCAUAAAAUAAGUAUGUUCAAAGUUUGACAAACUUGUACAAAUAUUUCUAAAAUGAAUAAAUGAAUUAUCUUAAGACAUGGAAACUAGUAAAAACAAAGAAGAAGAAUCGAACAUUGCUUUUUUUGCUGUUUAAUUUUCUUGUCUUUUCUUUGUUUUUAGUGUGAUUUCUUAUUUUGUGCUUUGCAUGACAGUAUAGAUGCCAAGGUCACAAAUGCAUUUUAGUAGUAGACUUUACAAUGAAGACAGACUUGACUUUAGUCAAACAAGAUAUUCCAUACGAUAUCAGUAAAAUAGAAGGGAGAACCACUGGUGAAAUGUGAAUUCCCUUCGUCCUCUCUAAUAAAUCCAUCUUAAUUCAUCAACGGUAGUUGAAAAACAAGCACUUUACUCAAAAUAUUAAAAUAGAAAUACCCUUAUUUUCAUAUAUAUAUAUAUAUAUAUAUAUAUAUAUAUAUAUAUAAAUGUAGAUCUUCCAUGUAAUACAGAAAUGUGUGCAAUAGGAUGAUAAAGUGUGUAAGGUCUGAAGGCAAGCAAUAAAAAGUUUUUUUUCAUGGUAUAAUUAUACAUUUUAAAAAUGUUUAUUUGUAAACUAUAAAAGAUCCCUUUAAUGUCAUAGUGUCCAGGUAUAAUAUAUAUACAUAUGUAGAAUAUUUGUAAAUAUUGAUCUUGUAGAAAAAUCCUUUCAUGUUUCUCUCUGUUUCUGGCAAAGGGCUCUUACUAUGUGGUAUAGUGGAGGCCCAAGCUUAUCUGCUGUCAGACUCUGAGUAGGUUGAUUACUGGUUUUGUGUACCUUUGGGCACCAUCCUGCAACCUGAUGGGAGCUCUCAACUCCCACUAUCUUCAACAGGAGUUGAGGACUCUCAGCACCUCACAGGUUUGGGCUUAUUCUACCCCAGUUACAUCCCAGAUAGCUCAACAAAGUUAGGUUUGCUGUCUCAAAUAGUGGGAAGUCAGAACUCUGCCCUCUAGAUACAUGAGCAGUGCUUAAUUUGUGCCAGGGCUGAGCCCCAGCCCAGCACAUCUGGGCUUGCUGCAUCAGUCAUGAACGUACAAAAAAUGACUUGAGCCAUGGAACCUAAUUGCUAGAUUUCUGGCACUUCUUUCAUUACAAAUUAAGCACUGUAUAUGAGUGUGUCCAGAGGUGCAUUUAAUUAUGUGAUGGGAGAGAGCUGUGUAUCCUUGUUUGUUUGUAUUUUUAAAGGAACGCACACAGAGGUAUCCGACUUACAGAAUUCAAGCAAGUCCUGUCAUUGCUUCAGAAAAUUAAUGUGCUUAAUUUAUAACUGCACUGGGCCUGCUGUAAAUUGUGCACCCUCAAUUUUACAGAGGGCCUGCUUCUGUUCCCACCUAAAUCAGUAGGAGUGUGGGGAGCAGGGUCAGAAAUAAUGUGUUAGGAGCAACUAUUUAAUUCACUGAACAGUCCCUAUGGACUUGUGCAACACUUAGAGUAAAUCACGUAACCACCAGACUUUUAGCACAUACUUUAGACAUAGAAAAAAUAAAACCAUAUUUGUGGACAUAGAUUGCAUUUAAAUGCUUUCAGAGAGCUACAUGCAACUCCUGGUGAAGUCGGUGGGAUUUGCAAAAGCAUAUCUAAAAGCAGAGUUUCAGCUCAAAGUCUUGUGCAGUUGGUCUAGAUUUAACGUUGCCUUAUUUUGUUUAUUGCAUUUUAAGCAAUUUGUCAGUUGUCAUGAUUCCAAUGUUAAAUCAUUUAUGAUGAUGAAAAUGACUAAAAAUAAAACUGAUGAGCUCUUAAGAGUGACAGCUGUAUAGCUGAAUGCGAAGAUUGAAGUGAACACAAGACCUUAACAUAAAUUUUGAAAUGCCAGCCGUAGGGGUUUUUUUAGUUACUUCAGUCUGCCGCCAAGAUUUUUCAAACCUGGUACCAAAAAGUUAGGCUCCUAAAUUCAUACUUAGGCACUUUUAUAGAUGC
This is a messenger RNA of Gopherus flavomarginatus (Mexican gopher tortoise), 6168 nucleotides long. RefSeq names its product gamma-aminobutyric acid type A receptor subunit alpha2 (gene GABRA2). The record is from RefSeq and is a predicted model, not a curated record. Gene Ontology annotation, cellular component: synapse; neuron projection; dendrite membrane. The transcript is spliced from 17 exons. Bases 290 to 2806 code for a protein of 838 amino acids. Gene Ontology annotation, biological process: monoatomic ion transmembrane transport; nervous system process; gamma-aminobutyric acid signaling pathway. Gene Ontology annotation, molecular function: GABA-gated chloride ion channel activity; benzodiazepine receptor activity; inhibitory extracellular ligand-gated monoatomic ion channel activity. NCBI's taxonomy places the organism in Eukaryota, Metazoa, Chordata, Testudines, Testudinidae.